AUGAACGCUCUAGAUGAACACGAUGAGGAGGCCUCAGAGUUCGUUUCUGCCGCUGAUGCAGUAGACAGCGGCGUCAACGAAGAACGCGUCACCACACAUUAUCUGACCAAGUACGAGAGGGCGAGAGUGUUAGGAGCACGUGCGUUACAAAUAAGUAUGAAUGCGCCGGUUAUGGUCGAACUACAAGGAGAGUCUGAUCCACUACAAAUAGCUAUGAAGGAACUUACAGAAAAGCUCAUCCCGAUUAUAAUCAGGCGAUACCUUCCCGAUGGCAGUUUCGAGGACUGGUCCGUCAACGAUCUUAUCCAGUCCUAGAAAGCUAAUACCCAACAUAAAUCCUAAAAUGGCAUAUUCCGUAAAAGGGACCGCACCCGCCGCAUGCCUUGGUAACGAC
This is a messenger RNA of Sphaeroforma arctica JP610, 394 nucleotides long. RefSeq names its product DNA-directed RNA polymerase I, II, and III subunit RPABC2. Gene Ontology annotation, cellular component: nucleus; RNA polymerase II, core complex; RNA polymerase I complex. Lineage: Eukaryota; Ichthyosporea; Ichthyophonida. The transcript has 5 exons. Gene Ontology annotation, molecular function: DNA binding; DNA-directed RNA polymerase activity. The record is from RefSeq and is a predicted model, not a curated record. Gene Ontology annotation, biological process: DNA-templated transcription. The coding region runs from base 1 to 315 and encodes 104 amino acids.